This is a messenger RNA of Fusarium vanettenii 77-13-4, 726 nucleotides long. RefSeq lists its product as uncharacterized. The coding region runs from base 17 to 556 and encodes 179 amino acids. The transcript has 3 exons. Lineage: Eukaryota; Fungi; Ascomycota; Sordariomycetes; Hypocreales; Nectriaceae. The record is from RefSeq and is a predicted model, not a curated record.
AUUGCCAGCACUGAACAUGUCGGCGACAAGAUUUGUGCGGCGCGCUCUAAUGCGCAGAGAUGACGACGACGAUGAUGAUAAUCGCACGGAAUCAUGGGGUCUUGACGACGAUGAUAACGAUGAAGGUUAUUGGUGGUAUAGCGAUGAGGGAGUGAUUGUCAAAUGGUCAAUUCUCGCUGUCAUCGUCGUUCUAUUUACCCUCUGGAUCGUGGGCGGAUACUGGCAUGCGAAGAGGAGGAUCGCAAAGGGUCUACGACCUAUGGCAUACCAUCGGUGCUUUGUGAGCAGGCGCAUGAUGGCACAGGUCGACCCAAGAUACGCAUAUCACCCACAACCGUAUUAUGCUACCUACCCGGGGCCAGACGGACACACCUACGUGCAGCCUGGUGGAUAUCCCAUGUACAACAUGCCUCCUCCAGUAUACGACCCGUCACGGCCUCCCAUGUACGAAGAGCCUCCCGAAGGUGGCUCUAAGAUCGACCCGACGCAAGGACAGAGACGGGACGACGGGCCUGCAGACUUCCAGGCACCACCGGGACCACCUCCUGCGAGAUAGACGGCGGAAACAUGUACAAGAUUAGAUGUAAGGGCGGAUACAACAGGGUUUUGAUUGAGACGGGUUUGGGUUUGGAGGCUUCACGGGAAAUAACGACCAUCAAUGCAUUGCUGGAAACAUAUCAAAUUGAAAGGAAACGAGCUACCUUAUGAUACCAGAAAUAGAUAGGC